GGCGGCGGAGGAGAGCCAUCGGCAGGACAGCGCCAACCUGCUCGUCUUCAUCCUGCUGCUCACCCUCACCAUCCUCACCAUAUGGCUCUUCAAGCACCGCCGCGCCCGCUUCCUCCACGAGACCGGGCUCGCCAUGAUCUACGGCGUCCUGGUCGGUGUGGUCCUGCGCUACGGCAUCCACGUCCCCAGCGAUGUGAACAACGUGACGCUGAGCUGCCAGGUGCAGACCAGUCCUGCCACGCUGCUGGUGAAUGUCAGCGGGAAGUUCUACGAGUACACCCUGAAGGGGGAAAUCAGCGCCCAGGAGCUCAACAAUGUCCAGGAUAAUGAGAUGCUGAGAAAGGUGACUUUUGAUCCUGAGGUGUUUUUCAACAUAUUGCUUCCUCCAAUUAUAUUUUAUGCAGGCUACAGCUUAAAAAGGAGGCACUUCUUCAGAAACUUGGGAUCAAUCCUGGCAUACGCUUUUCUUGGCACUGCGAUAUCCUGCCUGAUGAUCGGCUCUGUCAUGUAUGGCUGUGUGGCGCUGAUGAAGGUCACCGGGCAGCUUGGGGGAGACUUCUACUUCACCGACUGCCUCCUCUUUGGUGCCAUCGUAUCAGCUACUGACCCAGUGACUGUUCUUGCCAUAUUCCAUGAACUCCAGGUUGAUGUUGAGCUGUAUGCCCUUCUCUUUGGCGAAAGCGUUCUCAAUGAUGCCGUUGCCAUAGUGCUGUCUUCUUCAAUUGUUGCAUACCAGCCAGCGGGUGACAACAGCCACACGUUUGAUGUCACAGCGAUGUUCAAGUCCAUUGGGAUCUUCCUGGGGAUAUUCAGUGGGUCUUUUGCAAUGGGAGCAGCUACUGGAGUUGUGACAGCUUUAGUCACCAAGUUCACCAAACUGCGGGAGUUCCCCUUGCUGGAGACCGGCUUGUUCUUCCUGAUGUCCUGGAGCACGUUCCUGCUGGCUGAGGCGUGUGGCUUUACAGGUGUGGUGGCUGUGCUCUUCUGUGGGAUCACACAGGCUCAUUAUACCUAUAACAACUUAUCUACAGAAUCCCAACACAGAACAAAGCAGUUGUUCGAACUGCUGAAUUUCUUGGCAGAAAACUUCAUCUUCUCCUACAUGGGACUCGCAUUGUUCACCUUCCAGAACCACGUCUUCAACCCGACCUUCGUGGUGGGAGCUUUUCUUGCUAUCUUCCUAGGAAGAGCAGCCAAUAUUUACCCGCUGUCAUUUUUACUGAAUCUGGGGAGGAGAAAUAAGAUUGGAACAAAUUUACAGCAUAUGAUGAUGUUUGCUGGGCUGCGAGGAGCCAUGGCAUUCGCUCUGGCCAUCCGUGACACAGCCACCUACGCCCGGCAGAUGAUGUUCAGCACAACGCUCCUCAUCGUUUUUUUCACGGUGUGGGUUUUCGGCGGGGGCACCACGGCCAUGCUGUCCUGCCUGAACAUCCGAGUCGGCGUGGAUGCGGAUCAGGAGAACGUGGGUGUCCCGGAGAGUGAGAGGAGGAGCACAAAGGCAGAGAGCGCCUGGCUCUUCCGCAUGUGGUACAACUUCGAUCACAACUAUCUGAAGCCUCUGCUGACACACAGCGGUCCUCCUCUCACGACCACGCUCCCCAGCUGCUGUGGGCCGAUUGCCCGGUGCCUGACAAGUCCCCAGGCAUACGAAAAUCAAGAGCAGCUGAAGGACGAUGACUCUGACCUCAUUUUGAAUGAUGGGGACAUCAGUCUGACCUACGGGGACUCCACCGUCAACACCGAUUCGGUUGCGUCCAGCGGCACGUCACGGCGGUUCGUAGGAAACAGCUCCGAAGAUGCGCUCGAUCGGGAGCUGGCUUUUGGGGACCAUGAACUCGUGAUCCGGGGAACACGCCUGGUCCUUCCCAUGGAUGAUUCGGAGCCACCCUCAAACGUCCUGGAUAGCGCAAGACAUGGUCCAGCAUAAGGUUGCUCGGUUCAAUUGACAGUAAUAUUUGCAUAUAUGAUCAAGAAAUGUGUACUACCUAAAGUUUAAUGCAUGUCUCAAAAUGUCUAAGCUGUAUAAAUAUUAUUUAUAUGGUGUCAGAAGAAUAUAAAUAUUCUCUGCCAAGCACUUGUAAAGAACAAGCUGCGAUUUUAAGUUAAAAACUGUGUUGACUGCACUGUGUAGGGUGGAACUGUUUUAGCGUAAGAGUCUUUUGCACACAGUGAGCUUCUUUAAUGUGUGAUUUGACGAAGGGUUUAGUUCCCAGCUGGGUAAGUAAAGGAGCUGUCUCCCUGUUCAUCCUUUGAACGUGGGAGAGGGGUAGGGAGGUGCUGGUGAACAGUGGGAGUUGCUUUCUGUUCAGAUGAGGAUUGUUUUUUUGCCUCUGAUCUUUGGAUAGUUGCAUUUGAAAUGUCAGCAAAAAGUCAGGCUGCAGACUCUUGUUCACUGUGUGGAAACCUGAGCUGGGAUCCAGAGAUUUUCUGCUUUUUAGUGACCUGUCAGCUCUGCCCAAGCCACUGCUUUAGCAGGCUAAUGUCAAACAUCAGUCAAGCUGCUAGCUGUGAGUGGGGGAGCCCCCAGAGUGGGAUGGAGGCAUGGGUUGUGCUGUAGUCACCUCUGGGAGAAGGAGUUGGUCCUGCAGAAGCUGCUCAGGGCGUGCACAGAUUUUAGGGCUGAGUCUGUCUUUCAGUUGUAGCACAAGCAGCUUUGUAGAAGCAGCCAUCAAAUCCUGAAUUGGCGACCAAAUUCACAUUUGGGAAGUGACCGUGUCUUUGUGCAAGUGAAGCUCCUCUGCUGAAGCCAUGGAUGUAGUUGAGGUGCAGCGCUGCCACGGCCCAUGCUGGACCGCAGAGUCUUUGAUGGCUACAGACUGACACGGUACCUCCAGGCUUCUCCAGAGGUGAGGUAUUUAGCAUCUAGGUAGUACUGAAGGGGAGUUGUCCAUCUGUCCGUCCUCCUGUAUAGUCAAAAUCAUUGCACUUUGUUUAAUAACUCCUUAGCAUUAGCAUGCUGUGUGUCUGUAAUCCCCACCUGAUCUCUCUCAUGUCUCUUACCAUUUAAUGAAACGUGUUUGCAAGUUGAUUUUAUUUUAUUUUUUUCCCAAGGAAGAGCACAGAACAAUUUGUGAUUUCACACUAGUAUUACAGGAUUUACUCUGUAGUUACAGGAAUGGCUAAAGGUGCAGUGAAAUUGUUAACCCUGACAUCCUUCUAUUCCUCCUGAAAAGGGGGAAGCACAGAAAUUUACUGUAUGUAAUUUUAUUGUCUGUUUUAGCUGCAGUUUUACUAUACAAACCUUUCAGGGUACUGGUGCACUAUAGCCUGUUCUGGAGUUAACCCACUCCAGAAGGCUUAAACAGAGAUGUUUUAAAAAGAGAAUAUUUGAAAAAGAGCCAGGUGAGGGUGAGCUCUCCCAGCUCCCAUUAGCUUUCCUCGCAACAAACUCUGCAUCUCUUAGGAUCCGAUCCUGAGACCGCAGAGCAGUUUCCCUACAGCUGUUUUCCCCAGCACCACCUGAGAGCUGGAGAAGGCAGUAAAUACUGCAAGUUUGUAUGUUUAUAGUUGAGAAAAUCAUUUUUUUUUCAUUUUCUCAGGUCUAAGUAACAUUGCCUUAAAUUUAUGGAUGUGAAACUAAUUAUUUUGGCAGUUUAUCCCCAAGAAAAUCCUUUCUUUUCCCUUCUGAACAAAAAAUGUAUAGGUGUUGCCAUAGGUCUCCUCUAGAAGGGGAGUACGCUCUGUUUAUAUUUAGAUAGGAAAUCUUCCUUGCACCAAUAAAUGGCAGUCUCGCUGUUAAUGUAGCUGUUGGAUUAGCGCUAGCCUCUUUGUUUCCUGCUAUGCAGGAAUUCCAUAAAGUGUGCAUUUUAUAUGACAUCUGUAACUUAACUUCAUGUGUUUAAAAAGGAAAAAAAAAAUAGGUACAUGUUGAUUUUAGGUUUACUGCAUCAUUUCUACAUCCUUUAUUUUGUGUUUUGUUUUGCCUUUUUGAAGAGGUAUGAUAAAUAACUGCCUCUUGUUUUUUCCUGUAUGGUCAGACUAUGAAUUCAAUUUACGAAGCUGAUGCUGGUGCAGCUGCCGGGUCCUGCUCCUGCUGGCAGCUCCUGUGCUCCAGCUGCCAGGCUCCAGGCAGGAGAGCAGCAUGUGAGCAUUGCGGGGCUCCAUCCCAGGCAAUCCCAGCCAAGGUGCAAACUUGGAGCUGAGCGCUGCGCGAUGGCCACAGCCUAAGGUCUGCCCGUAGCCUUCGUGGCAUUCCUCUUUGGCCCUCCCACUUUAAUAAUCUAUCCAUGUCCUGAAAGUUUGCCAGCACAUUAGCAGAAGCCUUGGCUUUUGAUGCCAGUUCAAUUAGUACAUUUAAGAAAAAAAAGUUAACAUGAGAUGAUUUUAUGGGGUACCUGUGAACUCUGCUAUGAUCCAUACAUCAUAUAAGCAGGACUAUUUCAAGUAGUGUUGGGGAAAGAAUGCAUGUAAGCUGCAAUUUGUGAGCAUUUUAAUAAAUGACUCAGAUUCAUCCUCAGCUGAUUACUUUCUCUAUUCUGCUGCAGCAGAGAAUCCGUGAUUGCCUGGGUUUCAGAUGCAGAGCCCUGAUGGUUUGUGUGCUGCAGCUGGUUUUAAGGGUUACUGUAGAGAAUCAGGCCCUGAGACACUUUGCCAAGUAGAUAGGACAGCCCCAAGGAGGCAGUUUACAACUCACAUGGAGAUUUAGAGAAGAUUCCCUCCUUCUGUAAAUUGAAUUUUCAUGGUUUUUGCACACGAAAAAGCAUUGUAGGUAAAGUUAUGGUUUGUACUAGUACUGUCGAUUUGUGUGGUAAUGGCAUUAACCCUGUAGCUGUGGUGUUUGUGCAGCUGAUCUGUGAUAGCUGAUGAUCACUAUUGGACCUUCUGUUUACACUGACUAAAUCCUUUACUGUUGCGUUGUACUGUGAAAGAAGGAUUAUGGGCCUAUAAAGGAUUAUUUUUUUUCUGGAAUUGUGUGUACUGUUUCAUUAAUUCACAUGGAAAUAAAUCUGUAGCAAAGUGAA
Oxyura jamaicensis (ruddy duck) is the source of this 4961-nucleotide messenger RNA. RefSeq names its product solute carrier family 9 member A6 (gene SLC9A6). Gene Ontology annotation, cellular component: membrane; recycling endosome. The record is from RefSeq and is a predicted model, not a curated record. Lineage: Eukaryota; Metazoa; Chordata; Aves; Anseriformes; Anatidae. Bases 134 to 1927 code for a protein of 597 amino acids. Gene Ontology annotation, molecular function: sodium:proton antiporter activity. Gene Ontology annotation, biological process: regulation of pH; proton transmembrane transport; sodium ion transport. The transcript has 16 exons.